AUGUCACUAAUUCCAAAUUCUUGGUAUUGGAAACAAUUAAAAUUAGCAUUAACAUGUUUUUUAUGUUGUUUACCAAUUGGAUUUUUCUUUUUGAUUAAUUUUUAUCUUACAUUAGUUAUACUUAUUUUAUGGUCACAAAUAAUUAUUAAAAAUGCUUAUUUUAAUCCAAUUACUCUUAAUAUACUUUAUACAAGAUUUUCCUUUGAAUUGUUACUUGAAAGUCCUGAUCUUUUAUCUCAAUUUCGACCACUUGGUUUGGAUUUAUUUAAAACUCAAUUACAUGAUUAUUCAACAUCAUUUCAUGAACAUGAAAAAAAGAAAUUUCAAAAAGAAUUAACUUAUCUUCGUUCAUUUAAAAACAAAAAAAUGUCACCUGAUCAAAGACAAUCAUAUGAUAUUUUAGAAUAUUAUUUGAAUAUAAAUUUAAAUAGAGAACUUAGUAAUGAAUUUGAUUAUCAUAAUUAUUUAAUAAAUCAAAAAUCAGGUCCACAAUUUGAUAUAAUAUCAUUUAUAAUAAAAUUUCAUCGAAUAUUAAAACUAAGUGAUGCUGAAGCUUAUCUUAUUCGAGUACAAAGAAUAUCAAAAGCAUUUGAUCAACUUAUUGAACAACAAAUAGAACGACGUCAUAGAAAUAUUGAAACACCACGAUUUGUUCUUCAAAGAGUUAUUGAUGGUCUUGAACCAUUUCAAAAACAAUUACGAGAUGAACCAAAUAAAAGUCCUUUAAUUAUUACUUUCAUUGAUAAACUCAAUGAUAGAAUUUGUUCAAAAGAAAAACAAAAUGAAUUGAUUAAUCGUUUAUUAAAUAUUAUUAAAAUAAAUGUUAUUCCAGCAUAUGAACGUUUAUUAAAUAUUCUUUAUGAAGAUUUAUCAAAUGUUAAAACAGAUCAUGGUUUAUGGAAAUUACCAAAUGGUGAUAAAUAUUAUAAAUUAUGUUUAGAAUAUCAUACAACAACAAAUAUGAGUCCAGAUGAAAUUCAUGAACUUGGAAAAACUCAUGUGGAGAGAAUUCAAAAUGAAAUGAGAAAGUAA
Messenger RNA from Rotaria sordida, 1032 nucleotides. NCBI's taxonomy places the organism in Eukaryota, Metazoa, Rotifera, Eurotatoria, Philodinida, Philodinidae. The record is from the annotation of a GenBank genome assembly.